Molecule: messenger RNA, 6509 nt
Organism: Myxocyprinus asiaticus (Chinese sucker)
Lineage: Eukaryota; Metazoa; Chordata; Actinopteri; Cypriniformes; Catostomidae
Product: thrombospondin type-1 domain-containing protein 1-like
Exons: 8
Coding region: 3683-6319 (878 amino acids)
Cellular component (GO): cell periphery
Source: RefSeq, a predicted model, not a curated record
GAUCAGGGGCAUGGUUAACUACGUUAAUUUUUUUUAAUGCUAUAUUUUUUAUAUAAUGCAUCACACUAAAUCAACACGUUAAAACGACAGCCCUAUCUGUAGCAUUAAUUUCACGUAUGACAUUCUACACUAGUUUCAGUUGCUAGGAGCUAGAAUUCUUUUUAAUACACAUUGCUGAUUAUAUUAUGAAUGAUUCAACAGUGUAUAUUAUAUACAGUAUAUACUAAAUAAUAUACUGUAUAUAAAAAAAUGCAUAAAAGUGUAAAAACUUGCUUCGCUUCUGAAACUACUUUCCUUUUUGGCUGAUGUCACCAAACCCGCUUAUUUUUCAAGCACAUGUUGUAUAAAGACCACUUUGACAAUUAAUUCCUGAUGGAUAAAGUCAAGUCCGGCCCUAUUUUUAUCUCAUUGCAUAUACUGUUUUACUGUGAAAUAAAUUACAUUACAGAAGUAAAAUGGGUUGUGAAUGCAGUUACAUGUUGACUUUAACUCUAGGACAACUGUGAUUAAUUUGGUUUAAAUGUCUCUGUGUCAUACCAUUUGAUAUAAUCCUCUCUGUUCCUGUCUUACUCUUUCUCUCUACUGCUCUCUGUUCUUUGAUUCCUCUUUUUUUUUUUUAUUCCAGGAGCAUGGAGGAAUGAUGGCCCUCACUGAAGUGUACUGUCUGGUGAACAGAGCACGAGGAAUGUAAGAGCUUCUCUCUCCAGAAGACUUAGUCAAUGCCUGCAAGAUGUUUGAGUCACUUAAGCUCCCUCUACGGUGUCUGAGAAGGGCGCCCUCACAGCCGAAUAGUUUGCCAAACUGUUAGGACUCUCAGUUCUCCUCUCUAAAGAGAGGUUGUUGUUAGCUGAAAAUGUGGGCCACUUAUGCCGAGACGAUUCAGUAGAAGGUCUGCGUUUUUAUCCAAACGUGUUCUGACGCAUGUGGAUGAUAAAAUAUCGACCCUGGCUGACUUUCAGCUCCUUCCUGUUGGAACCAGAUUCCACUCAGGAGAGAACUGACAACUGAUUAGCACUUGCUCUGGAUACAGGAGGCUUCUACUAUCCACUGUGUUUAUGUCAAUAGAGUCUUACAUGAAUGUUGUUUAAGGUACUUGCGAAUGUUACCGCACUCCUUACACUGUUUUGCUUAAAUCAGACUGUAUGAGAUAUGUUCAGACAGCUCACUGUGUUGAGCGAUUUCUUCAUGAAAGAGACAGGGAAUAACUGUUAAAUAUAUGAAUACCGUAUGUUUUAUUGAUAGGAUAGAUGCAGAAAUGAUAAUGAUGUAUAAACAGUACUAUUGGAAUCAGGGUGUGUGAUUCCAGCACGUUCAGCGCUGUUAGACUGUCUUCAUACUAGUGUUGGGUUCGAGUGCACCUUAGUCGAGUCCGAGUCGAGUCCAAGUCCAAAAGGGGCCGAGUCGGACUCAGGCCGAGUCCGAGUCCGAAUGAAUCUGUUCAAGAAUCUGAAUUAAAGUUGUAUUCAUUACAACCAGAGUUAUUAUUAUUUUGAAUUUUAAUUUCGUUUUUAUUUCUACUUCAUUUUCAAUUUUAGCGCUGUUAGACUGUCUUCAUACUAGUGUUGGGUUCGAGUGCACCUUAGUCGAGUCCGAGUCGAGUCCAAGUCCAAAAGGGGCCGAGUCGGACUCAGGCCGAGUCCGAGUCCGAAUGAAUCUGUUCAAGAAUCUGAAUUAAAAUUGUAUUCAUUACAACCAGAGUUGUUAUUAUUUUGAAUUUUAAUUUAGUUGUUAUUUCUACUUCAUUUUCAAUUUUAGUUUUACCUAAAAUUAUGUAAUGUAAUUAAUUAAAUACAUUUAAUGUGUAACACACAGAGGUUGCGCUACAAAUAUGUGACGGACUGAGUUGUACAAUUUCCGUCAUGGUCUAUUUCAUCCGUCAUUUUAGUUUAAAUGUCCCUGAUACGUAGUAAAUUUGUUUUUGUCUCGAUAUAGUCAACAUUUUCAGUUAGAAAUGACUUUACGUAGAAAGCGCGAGUCUGAUAAAACGUGUAAUAUUUAAUAAUUUCCAGAGUUGGGGAAUGUACUUUUUAAAGUGUACUUACGUUAUUGAUAUUUCUGCAUGAGAGCGGCAGAGCGCGAAUGCCGAUCUCUUUCCCGCACACACAUACAGCACGGGCGCGCAGGCGAGAGAGUUAAAAAAGUAAUUUGAAAGAGUGCGCGCUGCUGCUCUCAACCAGAAUAAUCACACGUAAGGACAUAUACGCGUGAAAACUGAUGCGCAGUAUCAAAUACACAGAAUGUAUGAUAGUGCUAACUGAAGAGAGCACAUCAAUAUGAAGACAAAGCCAAAUCCCAGACAUUUAGAGGCAGUUUUGGAAUCCCGCCCGGGCGCUUUUUUCAGGUCUUAAAAAGAGGACGUAUGGUCACCCUGUGUUACGUUAUUUUUUUAUUUUUUUGUUUGUUUGUUUGUUUUUCAUUGCAUCACAAAUGCCAUGGACUUGGCCGGAAUCACAAGUCCGAAAGGCUCGAGUCCAAGUAAAAAUGAGUCCAUGAGUCCGAGUCCGAAUUCGAGUACCCCAACUCUACUUCAUACCUUUCCUGAACUACUGGAUACUUUAUAUUUAAAAAGUCAUUCACAUGAAGACAUUGCAUGAGCUGGAUUCUGAAGGAAGGGAGAGAAGGGAAAACUUUUUAUUAUUAUUCAACUCAGAAAAAAUGUUAAGGCCAAGACAAAUGUUUACAAUUAAAAAAUGUAAUUAAAAAUUGAGUAGAGCUGUAUUACAUGUCCUUAGCCAAUUUGAAAAAUGUUUAGUUUUUCACCUCUUAAGAGCAUGCUGUCUUCCGCACUUACAAUAUACCGGACUGUUGUGAAAAAAUAAUUAAACAUGUUCUGUCUGAGUUUCUUUCAUAUUUUAAUGUACUGUAUUUAUCUUUCCUGUGUUAGUAGGAUUGCAAGUCUGCAUGGUUUGCUAAAUUCUCUUAACUUCGAUCACAUUGUUGGAUUUUCAUGGCACUUAUUGGUAUUACUACUGAAUUAUUUCCUCUUUUUCCAAGAUCGAUUUCAAGGAAACAUGUUAGUCAGUAAUCACAAAUGACAUUACAGUGAGUAAAUUCUUCCUAAAUACAGUUUAAUUAAAUAAUAUAAAAGUUUGUAUGAUAUGUCAACCUCAUUUUGAGGCAACCCUCCCUAUCGUGAGCAGAUUUAUUGAGUGGAUACUUAUGAAAUUUUGUGAAACUUAACCUCUAAACUUCUCGCAUUCAUGUCUGGCAACGUCCAGUGCAGUAUUAGAAAUAGAGACCACUGGGAAAUGUUCGCUUGGCUCCACGUCGUAGAAAAUAAUAUAAUUGCUCGUGUCAUCUUGUAUUGAAAUUCGUCGGCUAGACGUGAAAACGAAAUAGAUUUUUAUUUUAUUAUUAUUUUUAUUUUUUAUUUUUUUGGAGAGCAGACCGCAUCCUAAUUCAAUUUCUCGAGUAAUAGCCGGCAUAGGAAGCAGGGGAAUGCGCGCUCACGGUCACUCAAUGUGAACGCGCGCAUCUCUGAGCUGUUCGCCGUUUGUGCACCGGUCCAUGACGCUCUCAUUCAUUGAACUCAUAAACAACACUCCCUGUAACAUGCUGCCUUUCAGCAUGUCCACGACAUACUGAUAAAAGAGAAAAUGCGACUCAAUGUCUUAUGACAGAUUGAAUAAUAGUGGAGUUGGGUGAUGUGGACAAACAAAGAUAAGAGGCUGCAGAUGUCGGCAUGAAACAGGGUUUUCCUACAGCGACCCCAUUUUUGUUGCUUUUCCUGAUCGGAUUUGCUAUGGCUGGUAUCCAUCUGUGGCCUUCAAUGCACAUUGCCUUGAGCAAUGCUAGUGUAUUUGUGGAUUACAGCACUGUCAGCAACCUCACUGACCACAGACUGACUGUAUCAUUGAUUGACAUUGACAGGAACAUUACAGUACUUACCAGGCCACUUCCCUUUAACCAAUCAGAAGGGUCACUGGAGUUCAACUGCUCCUGCUUCCUGUAUGCAGGUAACUUCAGAUACAAACUGGAGCAGAUACACAAGGUUGACGUGUCUAACCAGACUGCCAUCUGGUGGUAUAGCCCGGUUUUGCAUGUGCACUGGCCCAACUUUCACUUGGCUGUGGAUCGUGGCAGCAACGACCAGAGCUCUAAUGACUUAAGGAUUGGUGUGUACACUAGUGAUCACUUCCAUCCUUGUCCUAGUAGCAAAGCUUCAUCUCUAUACCUUGAUGUCAGCUACCUGGAACAAAUGCAUAUUGGGAGGAACACCAUUGACAAGUUGCAGAGCCGGAAAAGACACAUUGUUAAAGUAGUUAGGUCACAGCAUGUGGAGUUGACUUGUGCGUCCCCUCUAACAGAGCAUGGAUUCAUCCAGAUUUCUAUAAAAUCGCCCCACAUCCAGCAAGACAUCAAAUCUUCUGGUCCUCUCUACCUGUCCAGCAUCUUUCCCUACAAACUUCUUGUAGAUAACAUCUACAAAAGUGGCUGUGAGGGAGCCGUGUCAGUCCAUCGAAUCGCUCCUCCCUGUACAGUUACAAAUGGAAAAGUUCUGCUUUAUAAGGAGGAGAGUAAGGAGAAGGCUGCUCCCUCUCAUCUGGCCUUUAACUUCCUCACUCAAGGGGAGAAUGAGACUGAGUUUAAUUGCUCCAUCUUUGACCCUGGCAGGAAUAAGUACUGCUUUCAUUUCACACUCGUCUACAGUCAGGCCAGUUUAACACACACCUGUGUUAUUGUGCAAAGGAAUUCAAGAAUGUGGGGUCCAUGGCAGCCAUGGAGUGGUUGCAGUGUGACAUGUGGUGAAGGGGUUAGAGAGCGUGAACGUGAGUGUCUACUGCCCUCUGGUGGUGGGAUUCAGUGCACUGGCAUGGUUAGGGAGCAAUCCCACUGUUCGCUGGAAGACUGCACUGGGGAGCUCCCCCCCCUAUCGGUCACCCCUCCCCCAGCUGUAAGCUCUCCCCUAGCUGGGAAUCUAGUAGUAGUGGCAGGGAUCUCCCUGUGCCUGGCUGUGAUCCUGGCCACCAUCUUAAUAACUGUGUGGAGAAAACUCUGCCAUGCUCCGAACUGCAGCCCCAUGCGACAUAGCUCAGUUCACUCUCCCAGUGGCCGGAAAAACUCUGAUGAGGCUUCUAUUUGUGGUCACAGCACACAGAGACCCAGUUUCUCCGAGAGUUUGCAAGCAGCUCCCCUACAAAAAGGGCUCACCGUGCCUGCCAAGCAAGAGCCGUCUGACAGAGGUGUGCUUGCUCGACAGCAGAGCAUGUCUCUCCUUCUCCCCCUUCCUCAAGACCCGGAGAGAAUGUCUCCUUCUGGGCAAAAGAUCGUUCCGCCUAUUUUUGGCUAUCGCUUGGCUCAACAGCAGCUCAAGGAGAUGAAGAAGAAGGGGUUGAAAGAAGCCACUCAAGUCUAUCAUGUGUCCCAGAGUCCAGUUGAUGACACCUUGCUGGAAGCCACAGCUUCAAACCCUGCAGGUCUAACUCCAGUGCCUCAGGAAGUUGACAGCCCAGAAGAAGCUAACAGCAGCCAAUUUCGCACGAAGUCUCCUUUCCUCGAACCUACGUGGCCUCCAAAAAUCUUGGACACUUUAUCAGAUAGGCACAAGGUGGACAUGUUGCUGGGUCCCCAAAAGUCUGUGUUCAGUGCCAAUGCCCCCCAUCUUGAGCGCACAGCAGAUUGGGUGGAGAUGAUAGAGCGCAAUAGAGGGACCUACUCGAAGAAUCCAAAUUUCAGGAGGACAUCAAGCUUCCAUGAGAACAACCAGCAACAGUUGCCUGCAUUGCGACUCUUCCGAGAGAGGAGCAUGACUAGAGUGACUCCUCGGCAGCUUCCUGAGGGGAGCUGUAGAAACCGAACCUGGGAGCAGACACUUCCCAAACUUGAGGUCUGGUCCUGCUUCGAACCUAGAAUAACUGAUAGCUCAGGUGACCAUAGGAGGAGGCCAUGGGUGGACACUCCCCCAUCUCAGUCAAACUCAAAAGAUAAUACUUUAGCAGUUCUUAAUUCAGCUUCAGUGACACCCACUAAAGAUCCCCUAGUGGAUCGUCAAAGGUUGGCUCGGAGCCCUUCUUCCGCAAUGGACAGAGCAGAAAGGGCUGAACAGAACUGGAGCAGAAGAGGCCCCUCUCCUAUCCAGAGGAACAUACUUGCCAGAAAGCUACGAGAGGCUAACUCAUCUACCUGCCAAAGGCAACGCAGUUCCACAUUCUCUACCUCAGAACAGUACAGGGGGCGCUGUCGCAGCCUUCCUCUCUCCGCAGACUACAGCAGCUACCCCUGUAGUCUCACUGAGUCAGAGCAGCACAUGAUGGACAUUUCUGGAUACUUGGGCGAGGAAGAUGGAGUAGAGGUUCUAAAUAUUCACAGACUCACCUGAUUGAGUCCAAGUUUUUGGGAGAUUUCCAAACUCUGCUGAUGCAAACCCUUCAAAAUAAAUGUCUUAAUGAAAUGAAGCAGUUAUUUAUAAUUGUGGGAGUCUUUUUUGUUUUUUGUUUUUUUGUGCUCCAUGUGGACAUGCAUAUCAGAUUUAAGAACAUCUUUGUUUCUUGUUUAUGGGAUAAGUAAUU